Messenger RNA from Syngnathoides biaculeatus (alligator pipefish), 2573 nucleotides. Its product is annotated as zinc finger protein 84-like. Lineage: Eukaryota; Metazoa; Chordata; Actinopteri; Syngnathiformes; Syngnathidae. The record is from RefSeq and is a predicted model, not a curated record. The transcript is spliced from 2 exons. The coding region runs from base 288 to 1340 and encodes 350 amino acids. Gene Ontology annotation, biological process: regulation of transcription by RNA polymerase II. Gene Ontology annotation, molecular function: RNA polymerase II cis-regulatory region sequence-specific DNA binding; DNA-binding transcription factor activity.
UGACGUAUUCGUUACCUGUCAUGUGACAGUGGCGGACGAAAAGCAGUUGCGAUACAACGCAACCGAGACAAACAGAAGAUUGUUCAUCAUUCUGCAGUGUUUGUACUUGUAUGUUACUUUCUCGUCACAGAUUAAACAUAAUUCGUUAUUCGUGUUCUGAUAAAUUCGCCGAUGUAGCUUUCCUGGCUAGUUUAGCUUGCUGGCUGUGAACAAAACGACUCGUUAGCAACACUUCACUGAACAGACAUUUAAGUGUGUGUGUAGAGUGUCGUGAUUGUCGUCUGAAAAUGUGUAAAGUCGAAAUGCUGAGAGCGUUGCUCAAUCAGCGACUGAGUGCAGCCGUCGAAGAGAUAUUUGUCUUGUUCGAAAGAACGAUAGCAGAGUACGAGGAAGAACUUUCUCGGACGAAAGAGGAGAACGAGCGUCAACGUCGACUACUGGACGCAGUUUUCAAAACUCAAGAUGAACCACAUAGAGCAGAGGUUGGUGAAGACGCGGACGAGGGUCAUCCUGACCAGCAGGAGGACCCGAAGCCCCCCUGCGUGAACGUGGAAGUGAAAAACCCCAUCUGCGUUAAAGAGGAAGACGAGGAGGCUGAGGUCACUGCGUUUCCAGUGAUAUGUGUUCCUGUGAAGAUUGAUGACAGUGAUGAUCGUGAUGAGUUUGACGAUGAAGACGAAAAAGAAGGUGACAGAGACCACUGUAGAGGAUCGCAAGCAGACAGCCUGUUCGCUCCAGCGCCAGGUGGUGACAACACAACGUCGCACUCUCCUGACCCUGAUGAUAAAACCUCAAAAGGUGACACUGACAACAUGCGCUGGGAAUGUUCUCAAUGUGACAAAACAUUUGUCUACAAGUCUCUCUUGAAAAAACACAUGAUUAUCCACACCGGAGAGAAACCCUUCAGCUGCUUGUAUUGUGGUAAAGGAUUCUCCCGAAAGGGACAUUUAAUAAGACACACAAGAUCCCACACGGGUGAGAAGCCGUAUACCUGCUCAGUCUGCGGAACAGGUUUUACUGUCCGUUCAGCACUGGAUAACCACAUGAGAACGCACACUGGAGAGAAACCUUAUACCUGCUUGGUGUGUGGUGAAAACUUCUCUCAGAAGGGAAACCUUUUGAGACACACGAGAACACACACACGAAUGCACACGCAGGAUGACAUCUAUAGUUGCCCCAUAUGUUUCAAAACCUUCUCCCAAAAAGGAUAUUUGAAGAUACACUCAAGAACGCACACUGGAGAGAAACCAUUUCCGUGCUUGGUCUGCGGUGCGCGCUUUAGCGUUCGUUCGGUGAUGGUUAAGCACAUGACAAGAAGACACAAGCAAGACAGAGUUUAGUGUCAGAGACAUUCCAUAUAGAUGAAUUCAAAUUAGUGGGAACAGGGAAUGUAUGUCUAGUUCCUUUUAAUGUUUAAAUUCAUUUCAGAAACAAAUCUUCAUUUUUGGUCUUAAUUGCUGUGAUGGAAAUUUUCUUAACUUCAAUCAAUCACAUAACAGCAUACUUCAUCUUACACUGUAAGUCACUUUUGUUUUCUUUAUUUUUCACCAUGUUGUCGUUAAGGGUCCUUAACCACUGAAUGCCUUAAUUUUUUUGAAAAUGUUCAUGUAUUUUCAUCUCCAAUCAUAUUGUGUUAAGAUGACAAAAGUCUUUUUAUGGAAUAUUUCUCUGGAGUUACAUCUUGACUAACUAACUAAUUCACAAAAUGAUAUAACAAGCUUUUGCUGCUUCAACAUGGACAAAGAAAAUCCUCACAGAGUGUGUCCCAUCUCUUACAUGUCUCUUCAUAUUCAAGCAAACACAGUACUGUAUACUAGUACAAUGGUACUUGACUUUUUUUUAAAUCUGUAUCUUUUAAACAAGGUCAUACACAACUGCAUCCCAGUACAGUUUGUAGGAAUAUUGUGGAAAACCUGAAUUUAUCUCACUUUUCCAAUUCCAAACUGAAAUGAUGUUUGGUACGGUGAUUCAGUGGUACCUUGACUUACAUACUUCAACUUGCAAGUUUUUGUUUGUUUGUUUUUUUUGAUGGGCAAUCUUCAGUUAUGUCUAUUUGGUGAAGUGAGGACCAAAAAAAAAAAGGGAGAGGCACAGUCACUGAUUCACUCUCAGCUUUUAUUAAAGAGGCCAAACAGCCAAACUCGCAUCUUCCAAAUGAAAAGAGUGCUAAGGUGCACAGAGGAGAUGGCCAUCCUGAACUUUCUGUAUGAGAGUCAGCCAAUCAAGACUGACUCCUAACACCACCCACAACAGGCCACAACUCUUCAAAAGACACGAGAAUCUACUCCCGUUUGUCUGACUUUCUGCUUAAUUGCACUUUAAAAAAACCUUUUACAGUCUUUUACAAUACAGUGCUAUUUUUAUUUCAUUUUUUAAUUUCCAUCAUCGCGGCAUUUCAAUUCAUUUGAAUGGAGUAAGUAGUUUUUGAUGGAGUUGUAUAUUGAGUUACAACCAUGGUCAGUUGUAUUUGUAUUGAUUGAUUUAACCCUUAUUUGUCCAGAACAGAAUAGAGAAAAGAACCUCUUUGGGAAUAUAUGUAUUGGAAUACAUACAUGGGUCAAAAAAAAGGAAAA